CUUGAUUCUCGGCGAAAACAUUCCUCUCCAUGCUCAACUUUGAAGAUGUCGAGGAGCGGGAUGGCGUCCGACUGUCGUGGAACGUCUGGCCGUCAUCACGCAUAGAGGCGACCAGGACAGUUGUUCCCAUCUCGGCCCUCUACACCCCUCUCAAGAUAAGAGAAGAUUUACCACCGGUAUUGUACGAGCCAGUCGCAUGCAAGCCGCCGUGUCGCGCCAUUCUUAAUCCUUACUGUCAAAUUGAUAUCCGUGGCAAGCUCUGGAUUUGUCCGUUCUGCUUAUCUCGGAACGCUUUCCCACCUCAUUACAAGGAUAUCUCCAACACCAAUCUGCCCGCCGAGCUCCUACCCAAAUAUACCACCAUUGAAUACACCCUCGCCCGCCCAGUUCAGGUCCCUCCCAUUUUCCUCUUCGUCGUGGACACAUGCUUGGACGAAGAAGACCUGAAAGCCUUGCGUGAUGCCAUCGUCGUUAGUUUGAGCCUCAUUCCGCCUUACGCGCUCGUGGGACUCAUCACCUUUGGAACCAUGACCCAAGUUCACGAAAUUGGUUACGCCGAAUGUAGCAAGUCAUACGUCUUCCGUGGUGGAAAGGAAUAUCAGCCAAAGCAGAUCCAGGACAUGCUCGGUCUAACAUCCCAAAACCGGGCAGCACCUCGCCCAGGCCAACCAAUGCCCCAGCAAUCCUUUGGGGCCGCCCGAUUUCUGAUGCCUGUACAGCAAUGCGAGUUUCAGUUGACCGGUAUUCUUGAGUCCUUGACACGAGACCCCUGGCCCGUCGCCAACGACAAGCGCGCGCUGCGAUGCACAGGAGUUGCCGUUAGUGUUGCUGUUGGGCUGCUGGAGACUACCUACCCUAACACAGGAGCACGCAUUGUCGUCUUCGCUGGUGGUCCGGCAACUGAGGGUCCGGGAAUGGUUGUCAGCAACGAGCUAAAGGAACCCAUUAGAUCCCAUCACGACAUCGACAGAGAUAGCGUAAAGCACUAUAAACGUGCUAUCAAGCUUCUAAUUUUCUACGAGGCUCUAGCUAAACGUGCCUCCAACAAUGGGCAUGCAAUCGAUCUCUUUGCUGGGUGUUUGGAUCAGGUCGGCCUUUUGGAGAUGAAGUCGCUUCCCAACUCUACGAAUGGUGUAAUUGUCUUGUCAGACUCUUUCGCCACCUCCAUUUUCAAGCAAAGUUUCUUGCGCAUGUUUAACAAAGAUGACCAGGGACAUCUGCACAUGGGUUUCAACGCUACAUUCGACGUUCAGACCACAAAAGAACUGAAGGUGUCUGGUAUGAUCGGUCACGGCAUCUCUGCUGGGAAGAAGUCAGCUUGUGUAGGCGAGACAGAGAUUGGUAUCGGUCAAACCUCCGCCUGGAAAAUUAACGCCGUCAACCCCCACACUGCCACCGCCGUUUAUUUCGAAGUUGUCACCCCUGCCGGCCAGCCCCUUCAACAAGGCUCACGCGGGCUCAUCCAAUUCGUGACCCACUAUCAACAUUCAUCUGGCCAACAAAGAUUACGUGUCACCACUAUCGCGCGCAAUUUUGCAGAGGCAGGCUCGCCCAGUAUUGCGGCAUCGUUUGAUCAAGAAGCGGCAGCCGUUUUGAUGUCCAGGAUUGCAGUGUUCAAAGCCGAGAUUGACGACUCCCCAGAUGUCCUCCGAUGGCUGGAUCGCAUGCUCAUUCGUUUAUGUCAGAAGUUUGCCGAUUACAGAAAAGAGGAUCCUACUAGCUUUAGGUUGACUGACAACUUCAGCAUUUAUCCCCAGUUCAUGUUCCAUCUGCGGCGAAGUCAGUUCCUGCAAGUCUUUAAUAACAGCCCCGACGAAACUGCGUUUUACAGGCACAUCUUGAACGAGGAAGAUGUGAACAAUUCUCUGAUCAUGAUUCAACCAACAUUGAUGUCAUAUACGUUUGACACGCCUCCUCAACCUGUCCUUCUGGACAGUGUUUCCAUUAAACACGAUGUCGUCCUCCUUCUUGACACUUUCUUCCAUAUCCUCAUCUUUCAUGGCGAGCUCGUUGCGCAAUGGCGGAAACAAGGUUACCAAGAUCAAGAAGGGUACGAGAAUUUCAAGGAGCUGCUGGAGCUACCGGUGGCAGACGCUCAGGACCUUCUUGUGGACCGGUUCCCGAUUCCUCGAUACAUCGUCUGUGACCAGGGCGGCAGUCAAGCCCGUUUCCUUCUAUCUAAGCUCAAUCCAUCAACGACACACAUGUCAGCGACUAUGUAUGGCUCGACACCCGGGCCUGGCGCCGGCCAGGCCAUUUUUACCGAUGAUGUCAGCUUGCAGGUCUUCAUGGAGCAUUUGAAACGCUUGGCUGUGGGAGCUCAAACGAAUUAAUCCUCGGUUAUAUUGUCAUAGGUCCCUUUGUCGUUUAAAACUUACUAGUGUUCUGUUUUAUUUUACUCUAAACAAAAAGCAUAGGGUUGUGUUCGCUCGU
Messenger RNA from Laccaria bicolor S238N-H82, 2433 nucleotides. Its product is annotated as copii coat protein. Gene Ontology annotation, molecular function: GTPase activator activity; zinc ion binding. The coding region runs from base 30 to 2333 and encodes 767 amino acids. Gene Ontology annotation, cellular component: COPII vesicle coat; endoplasmic reticulum exit site. Gene Ontology annotation, biological process: intracellular protein transport; endoplasmic reticulum to Golgi vesicle-mediated transport; COPII-coated vesicle budding. The transcript has 10 exons. NCBI's taxonomy places the organism in Eukaryota, Fungi, Basidiomycota, Agaricomycetes, Agaricales, Hydnangiaceae. The record is from RefSeq and is a predicted model, not a curated record.